AUGGAGUCGAUUCAAACACAGAAGAACACGCAGAAGUUGCUGCAUCAAAACUACCGAUUCACGAGCGAGAAGUAUGUUGUUCAAGGGAAGAUCAUUUGGAGAUGUGAAAACAGGACUUGUAAAGCAAGAAUGCAUACUCUUGGAGAUCAAGUGCUGAAGGAACCAGGAAACACCACGCACGUACGUGCCGGGAGGAAGGAACGCACGCCCCGACGAUGGAAGCACCGGGAUGGGGGAGGUGGAAGCACUAGGACGGAGGAGGCGGCGUGGAAUCCUCCCUUGAGUCGCCUCUUGCUUCCGUGGGACGUAUCAGAGGAAAGACGAUUGCGAGGCCUCUCCUUCCGCGGGACGUGA
Molecule: messenger RNA, 354 nt
Organism: Darwinula stevensoni
Lineage: Eukaryota; Metazoa; Arthropoda; Ostracoda; Podocopida; Darwinulidae
Source: the annotation of a GenBank genome assembly